AACCGGACUCCCUGAUCUCCAUAAAACGGAAGUAAGACGCGGCGCGCAUGCGCACAAGGGGCUGCCUUCCCUCUGUCGACAGUCAUGGCGCAUCGAGUCGAGCUCAAGACGGAUAAGACGCUUUCAAAACAGGGUGAAGAAAAGGUUGACUGGAAAAAGUGGAAAGCAGAACGAAGAGAGGAAAAGAAGAAGCGGAAAGAGGCUAAACUUAUUAAACAGCUGGAGCAUCAAAAGCAGCUCGAAGAACAUGAAAGACAACAGCUGAUAGAGGAGACAGGAAGAAAGAAGAGAGGACGGCCGUACACCGUGAGCAUUGCCUUGCCUGGUUCCGUCUUGGACAAUGCCCAGUCUCCAGAACUGCGGACCUACCUGGCAGGACAGAUAGCAAGGGCCUGCACAGUGUUUUGUAUCGAUGAAGUCGUCGUAUUUGAUGAAUGUGGGGAAGAUCCAAAGAGUGUUGAAGGAGAAUUUAAGGGUGUUGGAAAGAAAGGAAAUGCUUGUGUCCAGCUAGCCCGCAUUCUGCAGUACCUGGAGUGUCCUCAGUAUCUGCGCAAGUCUUUCUUCCCCAAGCAUCAAGAUCUGCAGUUUGCCGGGUUGCUGAAUCCUUUGGACAGUCCUCACCACAUGAGGAUGGAUGAGGAGGCGGAGUUUCGGGAGGGGGUGGUGCUCGACAGGCCGUGCAAACCAGGAAAAGGCUCUUUAGUCAACUGUGGCAUGAGGAAGGAAGUACAGAUUGACAAGCAACUACAGGCUGGUUUAAGAGUCACUGUAUGCUUAAGCAAGAAUCAGAGACCGGAUGGCAGAGUGUUCAAGGGGGUUGUGGUGGCACCCCAUGUACCUCGGAGUGAUGCUGGCUUCUACUGGGGCUACUCUGUGCGACUGGCCUCCUGUCUCAGUAACGUGUUUACAGAGUGUCCUCAUAAGAAUGGCUAUGAUCUGACAGUUGGCACGUCUGAGAGAGGCAGCAAUGUUGACCAUUUCAUGCUACCACCAUUCAAACACCUGCUUGUGGUAUUUGGAGGCGUGCAGGGCCUGGAGGCCAGUGUAGACGCCGACCAGAACUUGGAUAUUGCUGAUCCCAGUGUCCUAUUUCACCAUUACCUCAACACUUGCCCUAACCAAGGAAGCAGGACUAUUCGCACUGAGGAGGCCAUCUUGAUUUCUCUUUCAAUAUUAAGACCGAAGAUUUCUACAGUAUUCCCUGAUGUCAAGGUUCAGUGAUUCAAGGAAUUGCCCUCUGACAGAAAUCCUUAAGUGUAACUUGAACUGAAAAGCAGUUUACUGUGACCUGCACCUUAAGAAGAUCCUUAAAUAUUUAUUUGGAAAUAUUUCUGGUAUCCAGCCGAUCAAGUGACUUUUAUUGGGUCCAAGUUUUUCAGUGACAAAGGAAAUAAGGAGAUUUUUUAAUACUUUUUCUUAUGAAGUUAACCUGGUCGGAUCUGUAACGUUAUAAGUGAGAAUAACGUUUACUGUUUGGUUGCAUAAAAACCUUUUAGUGACAUAUCAACUUUGAA
Messenger RNA from Brienomyrus brachyistius, 1514 nucleotides. It is a transcript of the gene spout1, whose product is annotated as SPOUT domain containing methyltransferase 1. Gene Ontology annotation, molecular function: miRNA binding. Lineage: Eukaryota; Metazoa; Chordata; Actinopteri; Osteoglossiformes; Mormyridae. The transcript is spliced from 12 exons. The record is from RefSeq and is a predicted model, not a curated record. Gene Ontology annotation, biological process: miRNA processing; maintenance of centrosome location. Gene Ontology annotation, cellular component: kinetochore; mitotic spindle; spindle pole centrosome. Bases 85 to 1221 code for a protein of 378 amino acids.